Messenger RNA from Spodoptera frugiperda (fall armyworm), 2114 nucleotides. Its product is annotated as protein PFC0760c-like. The transcript is spliced from 5 exons. Bases 9 to 2114 code for a protein of 701 amino acids. The record is from RefSeq and is a predicted model, not a curated record. NCBI's taxonomy places the organism in Eukaryota, Metazoa, Arthropoda, Insecta, Lepidoptera, Noctuidae.
AACCUAAUAUGAAUAUAUAUUACGCACAUUGUGCAGUGUUGAUUAAAAUAGCUGAAUUUAAUUUGAAAAUGUCUCGAAGCUACUGCAGGUACGAUGAAGACUGGCAAAGAAGAAAAUCGAUAUUAAUUCGGAGUCUCUUCCAUGAUCUUCCAAUUCUAUCUCCAGUCACAGAAGAACCUGAUGACUCGUUCCCUCCAGUGAGGUCUUACGAGCCUCUGGAGGAACCACAAAGACCUUACAGUCCUCUCCCUCCUCUAAUAAUAGAAAGAGUACCAAAAAUAAAUAAACACGACGAACCAGAAGAAUACUACAAGAAACUUUUAGUAAAAAUCAAAAGAAUAUAUCGUAGAUUGUUCAUUUUGAAUAGAAAUUUAAGUAGUGAUGAAGAAUUCUUUAAUGAUAGUUAUAUGACUGAUGAUGAUGAUGAUUUAAACAUCUCUCUUGCUAACAAAAAUGAAAAUAAUCAUGAUUUAAAUAGCCCAGACAACCCUAUUGCAGCCAAUACUAAUGAUCAUGGUUUAGACAGCCAUAUCAUUGAUGAUAUCAAUGACCCAGUUGAUCAACCUGAAGAAUUCAAUGUUUUAGAUGACAAUAAGGAUGAUAGUCAAAAUCAAGUUAAUGAUAAUACUAAUUCGAAUGAAGACAAUGUAAGGAAAAGUUCUGAUUCUAACGUGUCUAAUGGAUAUAGAGCUGAUUCCGAAUCUAUAGACACUGUUAUUGUUGAUAUUUUGAAUUAUACUAAAUCUACCGAUGGAGAGGCUUCUACAAAUACGAAAGAAGAUUCAAAAGCUUCCAAAGAUUUGGAAGAAGAAUCAGAAUCAAUAGGUUCAGAGGGAGAAGAUGAGAGUAACACUGAUAAUAAUGAAGAAAGACUAAGUGCUAAUGAGAAGGCAAGUGAUAAUGAAUCAUCUAGCACAACCAAAGAAGAUUAUAGUGAGGAAUUAAUUGUAGAGGAAGAAGUAAAUGUAUCAUCAACUUCUAAUCAAGAAACGAAUGAAAACUUUAUUACUGCAAGAAGAAAUAAAAGUAUCAUUGGUAAUAUACAAGAAGUAAAUGAACAGGAGAUGAUUGGAGAAGAAUCAGACGAUAAGUCAAUUACCAAUCAAGGAGUAAAGACUAAAUCUAGCAGUAAUACUGAAGAAAAUAUACUAGAAAGUCAUCAACAAGAAGAAUUAAUAGAAAUCAGAAUUGAAGAAGAAAUAAGAGACAAAAGUUCUAAAUCUAUUCCUAUUACAGAAGAGAGUAACGUAUCUCAUCAAGAAGGAAGUAAUACUCUAAGAAAAGAAAAACAAAAUAGAUUUGAAGACUUAAACAAAUCAAGAAUGAAUAUAAAAAUAGCGAACGAAGAAGAAACUGACAAUUCUUCUACAAGUGACGAAGAGUGGGAUGGAGAAGAAAGCCUCGAAGUAGAGAUCAGUGUAGAACUAAGUGCUUCUGCUCUAGAAGAGAUAGAGAACGCACAAGAAUUAGAAGGAGAAGGAAGAAGAAUAGCGGUGGUGUCACCUGAAAUAAUGGAUGACGAUGCAGUUGAAGUCGUGUCAGAUAUAGGUUCACACUACAGGCAAAUCACAACAGUAGCAAUGGUCCACGCCGCUGUUUCUCCAGAUCUACACGACAUAGAGAGUCAGGUCUAUGAAGGUUCUCCAAAGAGUAUCAUACUGCCCGUGCGACGGAUGAAGAGGACUGCAGCUCAAGCUGUGCUGGAUAGAAGAGAAGAAUCAGUGGGAAAUGGAGGAAAUAAAGAACCUAGGGCUGCAGCCACAACAAACAGCAACGGCGAGUCUUCUGAAAACAUUGAAGAGAUGAGAAGCCAUACUCGAAAAUUGUCGCAAGCGACAAACCCAGAAAUAUCUCAAGAAAGCGUUUCAGAAAAAAACAAUGAAUUUAUUAGAAGUUCACAUGACGUAACAGACGUGACGACAUCAUCACAAGAUGGCGGCAAUUUCAACAUUUCUAAACGGAAGACAUCGGAUGAUUUAGGGCCAAAGAUUCCAGACCCUCCAUCCCCGCCUCUCUGUUUAAAGCUUUUUGUGGUCAAUCCUUGUCGUAGAUGUCGAAUUCGUCCCGUCACCAUCUCAAUGCCUUACGGUGGGAAGAUCAUGGCUGAAAUCUAA